Phyllotreta striolata is the source of this 3162-nucleotide messenger RNA. Lineage: Eukaryota; Metazoa; Arthropoda; Insecta; Coleoptera; Chrysomelidae. The record is from the annotation of a GenBank genome assembly.
AAAAACUAACCUCUACAAACAUCGCAAUGAAAACAAUAAUUUAAAUUCCACAAACAACUUUGUUUUGGUGUUAAAAUGGGCAUAGAUUUCGAUAUAUUGGAGCAUUGUAAAAAAGUGCGCGCCGAUCACGGGCCGCCCUACACGUGCCCCGUCGAGAAAUGCGGCAGAACGUACAAAUCCGUAUGCGGCUUGUCCUAUCAUUUGAAAAGUUUCGAUCACGAUAACCCGAACGCCGCUCCUCCCGUGCAAAACACACCGAAAAACAAGAAAGGGAACAGGCACAAAUCGAAAUCAAAGAUACUCCAAACGCCGAGCGCGCCAGAACCCCUUACGUUCGAGGAGGCCCAGAAAAUGGUCCAAUUCGAAGUGGACGGGAUCGUUUGCCGAUGGAACAUUACCGAAGAAUUAGAUGUAUUAUCGAAAGACGAUUCCAUCGAAGAAGACAGCGUUAGUGUUACUAAACCCGAAGAAGCUCGUGUACCUUUACCCGAAGCUAACUUCAGAGAACUCGACGAUUACACUAUUUGCGACGCCCCUCCUAGACCUAUAGGCUAUAUUAGAUUCAUAGAGAAGAGUACAGAAGAGCUUGACGGAGAGGUCGAAUACGACGUCGACGAAGAGGAUACCGCUUGGUUAUCCAUAAUGAACGAACGAAGAGAAGCCCAAGGAUUAGCCCCCGUCUCAAUCGAUUCCCUAGAACUCCUUAUGGAUCGAUUAGAGAAAGAAUCGUACUUUCAAGCUUCGGUGAACGGGCAUUCCGGAGCCGUGGUAGACGACGACGCCGUCUGUUGCAUUUGCAUGGACGGCGAAUGCCAAAACACCAACGUCAUUCUAUUUUGUGAUAUGUGCAACCUGGCCGUACACCAAGAUUGCUACGGGGUGCCCUACAUACCCGAAGGCCAGUGGCUGUGCAGGAGAUGCUUGCAAUCGCCCAGUCGAGCGGUCGAUUGCGUCCUCUGCCCUAACAAAGGGGGCGCAUUCAAGCAGACCGAUCGAGGCAAUUGGGCGCACGUAGUGUGCGCUUUGUGGAUCCCCGAAGUUCGAUUCGCCAACACAGUAUUUCUAGAACCGAUAGACUCGAUCGAAACCAUUCCGGUGGCCCGUUGGAAGUUGACCUGUUACAUUUGCAAGCAAAAAGGCGUUGGGGCGUGCAUUCAAUGCCACAAGGCGAGUUGCUACUCGGCCUUUCACGUGACCUGCGCCCAGCAAGCCGGCCUGUACAUGAACAUGGACACGGUCAAAGACGGCAACGAAUCGCAGCCCGUGCUCGUGCAAAAGAUCGCCUACUGCGAUACGCACGCGCCCAUCGAAAACGGCGAUCCCAAGAAGGACGAGUCGCGCAAGAAGAUGAUCCAAGCGCGUAAAAUGCUGGCGAAAAAGCGCACCUCCGCGCCGGUCAUACUCAUACCGACCAUUCCGCCGGAGCGCAUCCAGGAAAUCGGCUCGCUGGUGACCAUAGCGAAGAAGUCGCAGUUCAUCCAGCGGCUCAUCGCCUACUGGACGCUGAAGAGGCAAUUCCGGAACGGGGUGCCGCUGUUGCGGCGGCUGCAGAGCGCGCAGGGCGGCACGCCGCGCGACUCCAACACCGGCAACGUGGACACGUUGGAGCUGUGCAGACAGCUGAAGUACUGGCAGUGCCUGCGGCAGGACCUGGAGCGGGCCAGGUUGCUGUGCGAGCUCGUCAGGAAGCGCGAGAAGAUCAAAUUGGAGUUUACGAAGGUCAGCGAGAGAUUGAUGCGGAUCAAAUUGAAGCCGCUCGAGGCUAGCUUGAGGAAUAUAUUGGAUCUCAUACAUGCUAAAGAUACGAACGAGAUUUUCACCGAACCAGUCGAUUUAGAAGAGGUGCCCGAUUAUUUGACAGUCGUCACGGAUCCCAUGGAUCUCAGUACGAUGAGAAAAAAAUUGGAUGCCGGUCAGUAUUUAGAUCUCACAGCUAUGGAGAAAGAUUUUAAUCUAAUGAUAGCUAAUUGUUUAGCUUACAACAACAAGGACACUGUCUUUUACCGCGCCGCCAUAAAAAUGCGAGAUCAAUGCAGCGUGAUAUUCCGUCAAGCGCAAAAGGAACUAGAAGCGGCCGGUUUGUUAACAUCAGAAAAAGAAAACGCGAAGAAAUCGUCAACUGGACAAGUCGAGGAAUCAUUCGCUUCCGAUAUAGACAAAGAAUUGGAAAGCCUACAAGGUAAAACCGGUGCCGAUGUGAUUACCAAGCUCGAAGAUCUAUUGGCGAAGAGUCAAGCUUUAAAGCACGGCUUGGCCAGAGCCAAGCGGGUGAAAUUGGUCAGGAGCGAAUUGAAUCGCGUCAAAAGGAAUUUGACCAGCCAGAAGGACGCCGAUCAGACGUCCCAGAGCGAUUUCGACGUCGAAAACGACACCAAAAGCGGCUCUACCAACGCUUCCCCUUCCGGAGUUAAUAGACGAACAGCCGUGCUGUUUACGAAGAAAGCUCAAGCCGCCCUAAAGAAGGAAGAUAAGGAUAAGGAGGAGAAAGAGCCGAUCGGUCCGUCGGCUAAAUCCAAGAAGAAAUCCAAAAGCUCCCUAUCGUCCAAUAAAGACAAAGACGCCGUGCCCGAUAGCUUCAAAGUCUACCGCGCCGGCACCCAGUCUACCGACGAUGACAAUUCCGAUAGCGAUAACAGCCUCUCCACCUGCUACUCGCAUAGCCUCUCCGAAAUACUAUCCGAAGAAGACAGCGAAUCUUCGGAGUCCACGGCUCACUCGGCCACCGAUACGCAAAACAUCGAGAAGGAACUGAAGCCGAUGCAGCUGGUGUGGGCGAAAUGCAGGGGCUACCCGUGGUAUCCGGCGCUGAUAAUCGACGCCGAUAUACCGAAGGGUUACGUUUAUAAGAGCGUGCCCAUACCGUCGCCGCCGCAGGAGGUGCUCGACUUGGCGAAAAACCACACGGAGGACGUGUACUUGGUGUUGUUCUUCGACGCGAAGCGCACCUGGCAGUGGUUGCCCAUCGAGAAAUUGGAGCUGUUGGGGUUGGAUGCCGAGAGGGACGAGGCCAAGGUCAACGAGUCUAAGAAACCAACGGAUAGAAAAGCUGUUAAGAAAGCCUACGAGAACUCGUUACAAUAUCAGUCUCAAAUUAGUGAGUACGAUGGGAAAAAGGAUGGUAAAUAAUUUGCCAUAAUAGUGUACAGAAAUUGUUUUUUUUAA